Thrips palmi is the source of this 1100-nucleotide messenger RNA. RefSeq lists its product as uncharacterized. The coding region runs from base 4 to 1062 and encodes 352 amino acids. The record is from RefSeq and is a predicted model, not a curated record. The transcript has 7 exons. NCBI's taxonomy places the organism in Eukaryota, Metazoa, Arthropoda, Insecta, Thysanoptera, Thripidae.
AACAUGUCGCGCAAGAGCAGCAAGAGCAGCUCGGAGCGGGAGUUCGAGGUGUGCGCCGUGAGCGCCACCAGCACGCCCAACAAGGACUCCUCCCGGCGUUUUCAAACUGUGGAAACGUCUCUCCGCUCGUUUGCGUGCAGUCCCUCGAGUGCCGGCGGUGGUGGCGGCUCUCCCAGGCUCAGCCCCGUGUCCCCGGCGACGCCCAGCUCGGCCAGGAACGUCCAGUUCUACACGGCCAGGCAGGACCAGCGGGAGCGGCGGAGACCCUCGGCGGGUUCCACUGGCAGUGGCGGAGCGAGGCGCGGCGGCCGCGCCAACGCCAACGUAUCCAGGAAGCUCUUCGGCGACCUCUCGGAGUAUGAUGACCUUGGGCUCGGCUCGGCGGAAGGAGCGUGGACGCACGACUCCGUGGCUCGCCUGCUCCGGGAGGAGGCCGAGGACAUUCGUCUGGCGUCCUUGCUGGGGCGGUCGACGGCCGGCGGUGGCCUCGACGCGAGCUUCGGCCCUCCCGGUCCCCGGUUCCCGCUGACGGAGCCCGUGCGGCACGCGCAGAAAGACAUGCGCGCCAUGCCCGUCGGGGAGAACGUGCUGUACCACGGCGAGGGUGAAGAGCCCGGCAGCCUCACCCCCGCCGAGGUGGCCGCCAUGAUGCACCGCCUGGAGCACGGCGUCAGCAUGGACGCGCCCCCCGAGCAGUUGUUCAAGUUCCUGUUCCCCAACGUGUCCAAGACCAAGGCACGGCUCUACGCUCAGGGAAGUGAGCAGGGCGCGGAGCAAGCAGCCAGUAAGGGCCUCAGCCGCAACGACAACACCCUGCACAAGGCGGAGCCCUGCCCCAUCGUGUGCUUCGGCGGCGGCUACCCCGGCGACCUCCUCAAGGCCCAGACGCUGGUGCAGCUCAGGGGGGACGCCCCGCCGCCGUGGUUCCCAGGGUACUUCAUGGCGUUGCCGCAGACGGGCGGCGCCGUGCGUGUCAUGCAGUCCCCCGCACAGGUGCUGCAGGCCGCCUACAGGGCUGCGGAGCCUGCCAACGUACCGCCCGAAAGCCGCUUCGUUUACUGAGGGUACAGGCCACACAAUCAAACACCUCACAUGAUAUU